AUGAAUGGAGUACGUAAUUUGCAUUACAGUAAGCAAUGCAUUGAUGUCCCUUUUGCUAGAACACCAGAUGGCAAUAGUGUCACUGAAAUUAACAAAUGUGUCAUCAGCACCGAUAUCUAUGGAAAUCAAUUCUACACAUUGAUCUGUAACGAAGCUAAAUUAUGUAAUGCUAAUUGUAAUUGGAUUCCAUCCGUUUCACCAGUACCUGUUGUACCUCGUUCCUCUUCUUCCAGAUAUUCCAAUGAAGCUAUGGUUUUCUACUACAUCUUGACAAUUUUUGUAAAUUUCAUAGUUAAUUAUAUUAAUUAA
Loa loa (African eye worm) is the source of this 309-nucleotide messenger RNA. RefSeq lists its product as hypothetical. The transcript is spliced from 2 exons. The record is from RefSeq and is a predicted model, not a curated record. NCBI's taxonomy places the organism in Eukaryota, Metazoa, Nematoda, Chromadorea, Rhabditida, Onchocercidae. Bases 1 to 309 code for a protein of 102 amino acids.